Messenger RNA from Aureobasidium namibiae CBS 147.97, 453 nucleotides. RefSeq lists its product as uncharacterized. NCBI's taxonomy places the organism in Eukaryota, Fungi, Ascomycota, Dothideomycetes, Dothideales, Saccotheciaceae. The coding region runs from base 1 to 453 and encodes 150 amino acids. The transcript is spliced from 4 exons. The record is from RefSeq and is a predicted model, not a curated record.
AUGUCGUCGUCGAUAGCGAUCCCCAAACGCAAGCAGGCUGUGUUCAGUGGCUCUGGCUUUGCUUCUGCGUCGUCGUCGUCUUCAGCUUCUCCUCAUCCCAGCUGGGCCAACAGUGCUGCCUCUCCUUCAUUCUCACCUUCGUCUCUGGCUUCGUCGUCUGCAUCGCUAUCCUCGUCGUCGACUCCAUCGUCAAUGGCCCGCUAUGCCGAGAGGAGACCUUCACUGCUUGGUGACUCGCUGUCCAAGUCCGAGUACACUGUCGUCAACAUUGGCGGACCUGAGCACCCUCGUUUGAUCACAUGUAUCAAAACCUCUCAAGGCUUCGACUGGAACCAGGACAUCUUCCUCCCUUCCUACCUCGACUACGACUCGUCAGACCUCGAGCACAGACCCGAUCCCGUGCAGGAAAUCAUUCUCACCGAUGAGGAGGCUGCAGCCAUCCUUCCCAAGUAA